Moneuplotes crassus is the source of this 773-nucleotide messenger RNA. Lineage: Eukaryota; Ciliophora; Spirotrichea; Euplotida; Euplotidae. The record is from the annotation of a GenBank genome assembly.
AAUUCAUAUAAAUGGAAGAAGACCCAAAAGAUUUGUCACAUAUCUCACUAGAUGAGACAAAAGACUACUUCUUUGGUAUCAGACAUGGUCAAAGAGCAGAUAAAGAUGGAGAGCAUUACGAUGAUGUGCCCCUAACAGAGCACGGGAAAGAGCAAGCAGCAGCUGCUGGGAAGUUACUCAGUGAACUUUUUGCAAGGUCCAAAAUCACAAAAAUUACAUUUAUAGCCUCUCCUUUCCUAAGGACUCUUCAGACUGCUAAUGAAGUUGCCAAGGAAUGUGGUCUUAAGGACCUCAAGAUAGAUCUGGAAUUCAUGGAAUCCCUUUACCCUGAGUUCAACGAGUCAAAUCCUUUGGUCAAGCUCGAAUCAAGGAAUCUGAGUGCUGAAGAUAUGCAAGAGAAAUACCUAGAUUCAGGGAUAACAGUCCAAUACCCAACAGAGGAAGAAUGGAAGCAAGCAGAUGAGGUAUUUCCAGAGCCAAUUGGAGAAGACUUCAAGAGACUCUUCAAUGGAUUUGAAAACGUAAUUUCAAAAUACCCUUCUGAAGGCAAAGAAGGCAGCAAUGUUGUCAUCCUCGUCGGUCAUGGGUCUAUGUUGAAAUGCAUCACCGAUUUCAUAGAAGAAAGCGAUAAAGUCGUUGAUUACUGAAGCAUUGGUGCACUUGAGUAUGAUAGAGAAGGAAAUAAAUCCUUACUUAUCAAUAGAUUCUGAGGACAUGUUACAAGAGAUGAGGGAUGGAAAUUAGAUCCUGUUCUCCAUGCUUGUGUUAUUUAA